GUGAACGAACAAUUAAAUUCAGUUUUUGAGCGAUCAGAUGUCUGAUGGGUUGGGCACCACUAAUCUGCGCUUUACGCUUCGUGUGCGCAUACUCCAAGGUAAAGUAAAGGCGCCGGUUUUUCAUUUAAAAGCCCUACGGAGGAAAGGAAAUAUCGAUGCUAAACUCUCCUCUUUUAUAGCACGACAAUGAGAGAUGGCGAUAUCGCUCCACAAAAUAAAACCUGCUCCACUUUCUUAACAGUAAUAUUUGUCCAGGAUUUUUAGCCUUCUGGUUUAAGAGAAAAUCUAUCAUAGGAUGGAUAGCUCGGGUAAUUCUAGCAAUGACUCUUGUCAACCUACUUAUUUUUGCGAAGAGAAUGCGAUAACGCACGAUAUACCAUACCUAGUGGAUGCUUGGCUGGUGCCACUGGUCUUUGCGCUGAUUAUGGUCAUUGGACUUGUUGGGAACUCUCUUGUUCUGUAUGUAAUUUCAAAGCAUAAGAAAAUGUGGACUGCAACAAACCUUUAUAUAGCUAAUCUGGCGAUGACGGAUAUUACAUUCCUGGUCUGCUGUGUCCCUUUCACUGCCGUAUUAUACCCUUUACCCAGCUGGGUCUUUGGAAAUUUCAUGUGCAAAUUUGUAAGCUAUAUCCAACAGGUGUCUGCACAGGCUACCUGUGUGACCUUGACGGUAAUGAGUGUGGACCGCUGGUAUGUCACUGCUUACCCACUACGUUCUCUCCAAUAUCGCACCCCAAGAGUUGCCACCAUGGUCAGCCUUGGAAUCUGGAUAGGAUCUUUCUUGGUGUCUCUGCCAGUGCCACUGCAUACACAGACUUCAGUUGGAGAAUGGCACGGCCCUCAGGUUUUCUGCACUGAGAGCUUUCCCACAGCGGCCCACAAGAAGGUCUUCAUCAUCUACAAUUUUUUGGCUGUAUACAUGCUCCCCCUGCUGAUGAUCUGUGUCUGUUACCUGGUCAUGCUGUACCAGAUGGGCCGACCGGUUGUGGAACCUGUUGAUCAGCUGCAGCUUCAGACUGAGCACAGUGUUGCUGUGAGGGCCAGAGUGUCUCGUAUGGUGCUGGUGAUUGUGCAGCUGUUUGUCCUGUGCUGGGGCCCCAUCCAGCUCUUCAUCCUGGUGCAGGCCUUCAGUGUGCACUUCCGCCAGGACUACUACACUUAUAAAGUGAAGAUAUGGGCACACUGCAUGUCUUACAGCAACUCUUGCAUUAAUCCUAUAGUCUAUGCCUUCAUGGGUGCCAACUUUCGCAAGGCCUUUAAGAGAACUUUCCAUUGCCUUUUCAAGCAAAGGGUAACUGUUGCCCAGCAGCCGAAUGGGAAUGCCAACACUGAGAUGCACUAUGUGUCAUAGGUUCUUUUCUCCUGUAUUUUAGUGUUGUUUAAGUAAACCACAGUUGUGUCACUCUAUCUUUUCCAUUUUCUCUUGGUGUGAAAACAUAAUCCUGAUACUUUAACUAUGUUGAGGGAACAUUAGUAAUGGAUGUUAUGCUUUGCAUGUUUUUGUUUGUUUAUAAUCUAAAUUCGAUUGGCAAAUUAACGAUUUGCAGCCUGAAUCUUGCGUAAAUCAUAUCUCUGCCACUGAAUGUAUAUGAAAUAUCUGUCCACUAGGUGGAGAAAUUGUGCCAUAAAUGUAAGUAGCUUCUGCGCGAGGUAGAGGUAUUUGCAUAAAAUCCAUCAAAAUUAAAUUAUUUGAUUGAGGAUGGAGGUUAAAUGUGAACAAAAACAAUUAAGAACUUAUUAUUGAA
Electrophorus electricus (electric eel) is the source of this 1745-nucleotide messenger RNA. RefSeq names its product G-protein coupled receptor 54-like. Gene Ontology annotation, biological process: G protein-coupled receptor signaling pathway. Gene Ontology annotation, molecular function: G protein-coupled receptor activity. Gene Ontology annotation, cellular component: plasma membrane. Lineage: Eukaryota; Metazoa; Chordata; Actinopteri; Gymnotiformes; Gymnotidae. The record is from RefSeq and is a predicted model, not a curated record.